AUGUCUGAUGCGGGGACGCAGGUAACGCCAGCGACUACAGUCACAGCACUCCCAGCGACAAACACAGCCUCGCCAGCCGCCGCCAGCCCGGCCCUCGCCAUCCCACCAUUCCCCUCAACUCAACACACAACACCAUCGUCCGCCCAGCUGGCACUUCCGGCCCAGCCCUCUGGGCUCUCUGGGCUGCCUGUCCCGACUCCCGAGGUCGCGCCUGCCCCGUCCCACUCGCCAGCAGCUGCUGCUAAUGGACCUUCACCAGCCAUGGCCGCCGCUGCUGUGCCAGCCAGCCCCAGUCCCGCCGUCAACGCCGAGCCGGCGGCAACACCAGACGCCCCAGACCCUACCGCACUGCCCGCAGUGGCAGGGCCGUCAAAGCGGAAACGCAACCUCAUGGCCGCUGGAUACAGCGCGUACGAGCUUGCAGAGGUCGAGUCGCGUGCCGAGGCACUCCACUUUGCCCUCGAAUUGGAUCAUUACGAUACACAAUACCCGCAAGUGUCUCGCUUCACGAGCGUAGAAGACGCGGUUGAUCGUCUCCUCCCCUACCAUGUCUGGCAGGUGCCCGAUUCGGAACUCGACAAGCUCGACGAGUCGCCCGAGAGUGGUAUGAAGGAAGCAGGCGAGCUGGUGUACGACCUCGUCAACAUCCGUGAACGCUUUGCCAAAGCCCGCCGCCGUGAAGGACAUCACCCGUCCGACCUGCCCUCCCUCAUCGACAUGAUUCAAAAGUCCACAGUGCAAAUACGAGAGGAGCUCCAGGCCGUGCAGCAAAACCUGCGCGCGACGCGGUCCAAGUACGAGGCCAUCGAGGGUGAGGCGCGCAAGAUCCGCGAGGCCCAGCAGGCCAAGGAGAAGGAGAGGCUCCGUCUCGAAGAGGAAGCACGCCGUCGGGAUGAGGAGGCACGUCGUCGCGAGGAAGAAGCGCGUCGUCGGGCACAACAGGUUGCGCAGGCUGCACAGGCUGCUCAGGCCGCGCAAGCCGCGCAGGCCGCGCAGGCCGCACAGGCAGCCCAAGCGGCCGCCGCUGCCCAAGCUGCCGCCGCUGCCGCUGCUGCUGCUGCGCCGCCCGUCCCCCGUCCCCCACCUGUCGUUGUUCCCGCGGCGGUGCCACGUCCACCAUCUGCUAUGCCCAUUGGUGUCGGCGCCGUCGCACCAGGGACGCCAGGUGCCGCGCCCGUCGGUGUGCCACCUAUGCCAACAGCUGGUAUGGUCAUGCCCGUCGCCAGUGCCGGUGUGCCAGCGACGCCCAUGGCCGCUGCGGCCUUGCCGUCUGCGCCCGCCACCCCGACCGCUGUUCCCGCUGCUCCGGCCGCAACACCUCCACGGGGCCGACCCCGUGGCCGGCCGCGUGGCAGUGGACGCGGCGGCCUGCGCGAGACCGUCCUCACUCACACGACUGGUGCGGGGCCGUCCACUUCGCCGCUCACCCCAUCUGCCUUCCCGUCCCCAGCUGCCGCUCCGGCCGCUCCGGCCACACCGGGACUGACGCCUACUGGUAAACCGGCCCAGCAGCCCGUCAUCAUCACUGUUCCCAUGACUCUCAUUCCACAAUUCGUCGCGACUGGUCUGAUCAUCAUCCCUGCGGACCCUAACGGGCCCAAGGCCCCGGCCAAAGUGGUGCGCACGAGCGACGAUAAGAAGAAUGUCGUCCUGUCACUCGAUCUCGGCGCGUGUAACCAACAGCAGCUCCAAAACCUGGCGCGUCUGUUGAAUGUGCAGGCUAGGCCUGCGGCUUCCAAUUCACCGGCAGUUCCGGGUGCCCCUCCGGCGACUUCGGUCAAUGGAACAGCAGCGGCGAUCGCCACGCCCACCCCACCGGGCCCGUCGCCGGUUACAACUGCAGCACCAGCACCAGCACCAGCACCAGCACCAGCAGCUCCACCACCACCACCGCCAGCAGCGGCGCCUGCCACCAGCAGUGCGCCUGUCACCGGCGCCCAUGGCCACGUACCGAACACUGCUGCGCUGGGGAGCGGGAGUGGCGCCGCAGGGGCCGGGCCAGAAAAGUAG
Apiotrichum porosum is the source of this 2010-nucleotide messenger RNA. RefSeq lists its product as uncharacterized. The transcript is spliced from 6 exons. Lineage: Eukaryota; Fungi; Basidiomycota; Tremellomycetes; Trichosporonales; Trichosporonaceae. Bases 1 to 2010 code for a protein of 669 amino acids. The record is from RefSeq and is a predicted model, not a curated record.